UAGUAACCUAAUUGAAACCGAAACAAGAGGAAAUAAGCAUCUCCAAAAAUUUCCCCUCUACCGAAACCUAUAAAUACUUAAAAAUCAAAAACAUUGCCGCCAUUUCUCUCAAUUGUUCCCAAUGCCACAGCACCACACUCUACUCAAAACCCUCGCUAAAACCCCCUUUCGUUCCUUCUCUACCUCAUCUCUCACCCCCAAAAAAUGCUCCCCCAAUUCAUUACUCAACGCCAAACAGACCCACCAACAACACAUUGUCAGAGGCCUCAUAAGCACAGACCCCAUCACCAUCAUCUCCAUGUACACAGCCUCCGAAUCACAUUGUGACGCGGUUAGAGUUCUCGAAAGAAUCGAGCCGUCUUCGUCUGCUGUGUAUUGGUGGAAUGAGGUGAUUAAAAUGCGGCUGCCCUUUUCGCCGAAAGAGUCGGUGGAGAUGUUUGUGAGGAUGGUGAGGUGUGGGUGGAGGCCUGAUGGGUACACGUUUCCGUUUGUGCUUAAGGCUUGUGGGGAGAUUAGGGGGAGUGCUGAGUUGGUGGGGUUUUGUGUUCAUGGGGUUGUGGUUAAGUAUGGGCUUGUGGAGUGUAAUGUGUUUGUUUGUAAUGCACUUGUGAAGAUGUAUUUUAUGAGUGGGGUUUUGAGGGAUGCGCGUAGGGUGUUUGAUGAAAUGUGUGAGAGAGGGGUGGAGGAUGUGGUAUCGUGGAAUUCGAUUGUGGCUGUGUAUGUUCAGAGUGGGGAUGUGAGGAGUGCAUUGGGGUUGUUUGGUAGGAUGGGGAAAAGGGGGGAGUUUGGGGUAAGGGCUGAUGCGGUUAGUCUUGUUAAUAUUCUUCCGGCUUGUGGGGUUGGGAAAUCGUGGAGGAGAGGGAAGCAGGUUCAUGGGUAUGCAGUUCGGAGUGGGCUUUUUGAGGAUGUGUUUGUGGGGAAUGCUGUUGUGGAUAUGUAUGCCAAGUGUGAGUUGAUGGAUGAGGCGAGUAAGGUAUUUGAAAGGAUGAAGAUUAAGGAUGUUGUUUCUUGGAAUAUUAUGGUUACCGGGUAUUCUCAGAUCGGGAGGUUUGAAGAUGCUUUGAGCUUGUUUGAGCGGAUGAAAAUGGCGAAGAUUGAAUUGAACGUGGUUACAUGGAGUGCUGUAAUUGGUGCUUAUGCACAGAGGGCGCUUGGUUACGAAGCUCUUGAUGUGUUCAGGCAAAUGCAGCUUGCUGGAUCAAAACCAAAUGUUAUUACCCUUUUCUCUCUUUUGUCAGGUUGUGCAUCAGUGGGAGCUUUACUUCAAGGGAAAGAAAUUCAUUGCUACGCUGUGAAAGAAGUUUUAAAUGUAUCUGUGAAUGAUCCCCGGGAUAAUAUGAUGGUGAUAAGUGGUAUUAUCGAUAUGUAUGCCAAGUGCAAAAGUGCUGAUACUGCUCGUGCAAUAUUUGAUUCCAUAGCCCUAGAGGAAAGAGAUGUUGUCACAUGGACUGUCAUAAUUGGUGGAUAUGCACAGCAUGGGGAAGCGAACGAUGCUUUACAACUUUUUGGUGAAAUGCUAACAAAUUAUAAAUAUGUAAUGCCAAAUGAAUUUACUAUAUCUUGUGCCCUGAUGGCUUGUGCUCGUUUGGCUGCUCUGAGAUUUGGUAGACAAAUCCAUGCUUAUGGAAUUCGUAAUCAUUUUGGAUCAUCAACUUUCGUUGCCAACUGUCUUAUUGACAUGUAUGUUAAAUCUGGGGAUGUUGAUACCGCUAGAAUUAUCUUUGAUAAUAUGGACAACAAAAACUCUGUCUCUUGGACAUCUCUAAUGACAGGAUACGGCAUGCAUGGUCGUGGUGAGGAAGCUAUUAAGGUUUUUGAAGGCAUGAGGAGGGCAGGCAUGCCAAUUGAUGGUGUAACUUUUGUCGUCGUGCUUUAUGCUUGUAGCCACUCAGGGAUGGUUGACCAGGGAAUGGAAUAUUUCAAUGGGAUGAAUACGGAAUAUGGUGUUGUACCCGAGGUUGAACAUUAUGCUUGUAUGGUUGACCUGUUGGGUCGCGCUGGUCGCUUGAAUGAAGCACUGAAAUUCAUCAAAGAAAUGCCCAUGGAUCCCAGCCCAAUUGUGUGGGUGGCUUUGCUUAGCGCAUGCAGGCUUCAUACAAAUGUGGAACUUGGGGAAUUUGCUGCUGGUGAAUUGUUAAAUUUGGAGGCAGAAAAUGAUGGAUCUUAUACUCUUCUGUCAAACAUAUAUGCAAAUGCCAGGCGUUGGAAAGAUGUCGCUAGGAUAAGAUCUUUGAUGAAAUAUUCAGGGAUCAGGAAAAGACCUGGCUGCAGUUGGGUCCAGGGAAAGAAGGGUACAACUACCUUUUAUGUGGGUGACAAAACUCAUCCAAGGUCUGGUGAGAUAUAUGAUCUGCUGGCAGAUCUAAUCCAUCGAAUUACAGCUCUUGGUUACGUUCCAGAUACUAGAUUUGCACUUCACGAUGUAGAUGAUGAGGAGAAAGGUGAUCUUCUUUUUGAACACAGCGAGAAGUUGGCUCUUGCGUACGGGAUCCUUACAUCAGCUCCAGGGAUGCCCAUUAGGAUCACAAAGAAUUUGCGGGUGUGUGGCGAUUGCCAUACUGCCAUCACUUACAUUUCUAAGAUAAUUGAUCACGAAGUUAUUAUUCGGGAUUCAAGUCGCUUCCAUCAUUUUAAGAAUGGGUGUUGCUCCUGCAAAGGUUAUUGGUAAAGAAGGAUUCAAGCAUAGAAACAGUGGAUGAUUACAAUUAUACACACUCCGAAGAGCUAAAGUUUUUAGUUCAAGUAGUAUUGAAGAACUAGAGGCCUUUACAGUCUCUUCUUCUGCAAUACUCAGAUGGUCAUGAACCUAUAUGGAUGAGACUAAGCUUCGCAGGGAGGAUCUAAGAUCGUUCAAUAGGGCAAAGCCCUGAGGCCUGAAUCCCAAGGAAGCUGGAAAUUUUCGAGUUUUGACAAAAGUACAUCUAAGUAGGGGUGUUGGUUGCUAUUACUGAGAAGGCUAGGAGUUACUGAAUUUUUUGAAGUAAUAUAUGGUUGGGCAUUUUUACCUUAUAUGAGAAGUGUGAACUAAUUUCUCUUCAAGAAUUUGGAUUGUCAUUGGGAAAAUAGGAAAUUUGCAGAAUAAAUUUCUGGUCAACAAGAUAAAGUGAAGCUUUGAGGUGCACAAUGUAUGGCAGAAGUGCAUGAUUAAUUUUUAGGAGAUGGAUCAUCAGGACUAGUGCUUGCCUCUGCAGAAAAGGCUACUGGAAGCUUGUUACUGAUUUUAUUUGGAGGUAAGUUAUGUAAUUAUGUCAUGAAACACGUCUCUGAAAAGUCGGUGUUCUGCAAAAACAAGGCCCGUAAAAUUAGCAUCUUCUUAGAUAGGUAAAGUCAGCUUGCAAUUUUAGAAUAUAAUAAAGGAAAGGUAAGAUCAGAAAGUUGUCCUCUUGAUUAGCUAAUAGAAAGAAAGGUCAAGACAUUUGAAAGUUAA
This is a messenger RNA of Daucus carota subsp. sativus, 3427 nucleotides long. Its product is annotated as pentatricopeptide repeat-containing protein At5g16860. The record is from RefSeq and is a predicted model, not a curated record. Gene Ontology annotation, biological process: RNA modification. Bases 122 to 2668 code for a protein of 848 amino acids. NCBI's taxonomy places the organism in Eukaryota, Viridiplantae, Streptophyta, Magnoliopsida, Apiales, Apiaceae. Gene Ontology annotation, molecular function: protein binding; zinc ion binding; RNA binding. Gene Ontology annotation, cellular component: intracellular membrane-bounded organelle. The transcript is spliced from 2 exons.